Molecule: messenger RNA, 1709 nt
Organism: Somion occarium
Lineage: Eukaryota; Fungi; Basidiomycota; Agaricomycetes; Polyporales; Cerrenaceae
Source: the annotation of a GenBank genome assembly
GGCAGGAUGCAGCUCUUGCUGGGACAUUAUGUUCAUUGAAAAACUUUGGAUGAGAUUGAACGCUACAGUGGCAACUCGUUCCCGACCAUCUCCAAGUAAGGCUAUCUCCGCUUUUAUACAACCAUGUCAGUGGCCAACCAACUUCAGGCUUCGCUGUCUGGAUCUGCCCAACUGUCAGCGGCCACAAAUGGUCUGCACUCAAGGUAGCAAAGCUUGCAUCAUACCGCCGCCAUACCCCGAAUUCCGAAUUGCUGGCUAUUAGGAGUCAACAUGGCAUCCACACCUUUCUUUCAUCCAGUCGUCUUCGAUCGAUCUUGCUUGUGAGGUAACGAGAUGCCAGAGAAGACGAAGAGAAAGACAUUGAAAGAUUGUAUACGGCACUUUGCUCCAGCAUGGUUCGCUGCAAUCAUGGGAACCGGAGCUAUUUCAAUAUUGUUCCACAACUUCCCCUAUGGUGCCGACUCGCCAGUCAUGAAGACAUUCACCUACUUGUUCUUCUUCCUCAACCUCGCAUUAUUCAUCCUCUUCAAUGCCUUCACCGUCUCUAGAUACCUGUUAUUCCCUGACAUUUGGUCAAUAAUGCUUCGGCAUCCGGUUCAGAGUUUAUAUGUCGGAUGCUAUCCUAUGGGAGCUACCACUCUCAUCAAUAUCGCUGUAGGGCUGAUAUACCAGGAGGAUGGCUUCGGAGGCAGACACUUCGUUUAUCUCAUUUGGGGAUUCUGGUGGGUUGUCAUCAUCGUGUCCUUCCUUUGUGCCUUCGUUAUGGUGCAUGUCAUGAAAACCAAGCAAGACCACGCCAUCAGCCGUUUGACCGCCGUAUGGCUUCUCCCAGUAGUCACUCUUAUCGUCGCAUCAUCAUCCGGAGGCGUAAUUGCACCCGCUCUGUAUACGUUCAACCCCAGAUAUGCGCUCAUCACACUGACGGUAUCGACAUGCAUGGUCUCCAUCGGACUCGGACUCGCAUUCAUGAUCUUGACGAUGUAUCUUCUGCGUCUCAUCGUCUAUGGGCUUCCACCAGGCGCAUCUAUCCUCAGCGUUUUCAUCCCGCUCGGUCCCAUGGGGCAGGGAGGCUUCUCGAUUUUACUCUUAGGACAAGGAUAUAAGAGUUUGUUCCCACUUUCACACAGUAACUCACAAGUCUUGAGCAAUUCCGCGACUGGCGAGACUAUCAAUGUGGUUUGCAUUUGUCUGGCGAUUGUUCUGUGGUCAUUGGCCUCCAUGUGGUUGUCGUACGCUCUCCUUGCCCUAUUGGAGGUCUUACCCACAACUCGCUUCCCGUUCAAGUUACCCUUCUGGGGCCUCAUUUUCCCGAAUGGGGUAUAUGCAAAUUUGACGAUUCAACUUUACCGGACGCUAGAUUCGUCCUUCUUCCGUGUCUGGGGAGCGAUCUACUCCGUAUUUGUUUUAGGUUUAUGGACGUUCGUAUUCUUGCAGACACUUGUAUAUGUUCGGGAUGGUGCCAUUUUCGAGGCACCAUGCCUGGACGAGAUUGAGUUAGCGAAAGAGACGCAUGGGCCAAUCCAUUCAAGUACAGCUCCUGAUGGUGAGGAGUUGGCACUGUGACGACAAGACGCAGACAGUAGAAUUUUUAGGAAGGAACGUGAACAAACUAGACAAACAGAUUACAAUACUAUACACAAGUAAUGGAACGCGGAGUAAAAGAAACAUGAUGAUUUCCAUGCAUAUGACCUUACAGCUUUAUAUUCGUC